AUGGGUGCUAAUAAGAUUUCUGACAUCGAUAUGGAUUCAGAUGGUUCAGGAACAGAAUGUGCAGAAGAAUAUGAUGCAGAUUAUUUAAAACAAGAUAAUUCGAAGAGCUCGAAUGUCUUGAAGUUCUAUCCGUACAUAAAUAAUAAGUUAACAAGAAGUGUGGGUACACUAAACUUAUCAUUGAGUAACGUCAAUUUAUCUAAGGAAGCACAACGUCCAAGUAAUAAAAUUGAAGAAUAUAGUCCGGAACGAACGGAUAAUGAUGUCGACCAAUGUAUAAAUAAAUGGACUCCCUUUAAUGAAAGUUCCGAAAACAUGGAAACGAUUGAAAGUAAUUUUCAACAAAAUAGUAUGCAUACACCAAUUAAAUUGAAACGAACUGUUUCGAAAAGUGAACUGUCGCCUUUUAUUAAUGAACCUGGUUUGUUGAAAAAAUUGAAUUAUAAAAUCAACGACAAAAAUAGACUCUCAUCAUCAAAUCUAUUGAAUACAUGGUCUGUGUCUGAAAACAAAAAUGAACUUCCUGAAGAUAUUGAAAUAGACAUAGAUGUAGAUCUUGAUGUAGAAUCUGAAAGUUUCAACAAUAGUAAAAGUCUCAAAAGAAACACAAAUUCAGCAAGUGUCAACAAAAAUUCAAGUUCAUUCAUAGGAGCAAAACCAGAUCAAGCCAUAUUUAAAUCAGAGAUAGGCUUGAAAUCAAAAUUGCAUGCAGAUAAAGAUCGCAAAAGCCACUUGAAGAAAUUUGAUGUACCAGACACACCAAUGAAGAAAUUCCCUUUACUAGAGAACAAAAAUUUGUCAAAUAUAUCAAAUAUUUCCCAAAAUUCAUUUACAGAUUUAGAUUUCUUUAGAUCCUUUCUCGAUUCUCCGGAGUCAUCCUUAAAAAACAAUAAAGAGAACAUUUCGAAUAGUCAAAUAUUAUCAGCUACGCAGGAAAUUGACAACUCACAGUCGCCAACGCUUAUAAAGAAUACAAGGAUUUUAAUAAAUGGUUCUUCUCCAUUGAAUAGAUAUAAUGAAAACACUAAUGUGAAAGGCAAUGACAAUUAUAACGACAAGGAUAAAGAUACUGAUAAAACUAAUAAAACUGCUAAAACAUUUAAUAUGCAUAAUGAGUUUGGCAAUAAAAAUCAUGGAUACAGUUAUAUAAAUAAUGCAACUACAAAAUUUCAAAAUAAAUAUAAGAAAAUAAAGAAAUCAAGAAAUUCGGUGAUAUUUCAAAAUAACGAAUUAACCAAUAGCAUACAACAAUUUACAGAUGAUCUUUAUGGGCCUGUUGAUAGUUAUUCGAAUACUCCAACUCCACCUUCAUUAGGUUCCAAUUCAGAUCAUCAAACAAAUACUAGGAAAAACUCUAGGGAAUACACCAAUAAUGAGAGCAACAAUAAUAAUAUUGAAAAUUAUAACAAUAACAUAGAAGUAAAUGAAUUAACACCAACUAGCCAUAAAAGAAUGGCCGGUUCAACUGUUAUACGACCUCCACAACAAUAUGAUUUAUAUAAUUCAUCACCAACUUCCAAAUUUACAUCUCCAGUGAGAAAUAGACAUUUGGCAAAUAAAAUUGAUGUAAAUCCUGAUUCCCAUCUUUUCGAGAGGUUUAUAAAUGUAUCUACUAUUGGUGAUGGUCAAUUCUCUAAGGUAUUCCAAGUUACAUUUGCACAAACAAGCAAAAAAUAUGCUGUGAAGUCAAUACAAUUAAAUAAAUACAACUCUUUAAAGCGUAUUUUACAAGAAAUCAAGAUAUUAUCUGAAAUUUCAAACGAUAAGUCAUCAAAUUAUGAGGGUAGAGAACAUAUUUUGAAUUUUAUAAGUUCGUGGAAAUAUUUAAAUUGUUUUUAUAUAAUGACAGAAUAUUGUGAAAAUGGGAACCUUGAUCAAUUCAUACAAGAACAAGUGAUAGCAAAAAAUACAAGAUUAGAAGAUUGGAGAAUUUGGAAAAUUAUAGUCGAACUAUCUUUAGCACUACGCUAUAUUCAUGAGCGUUUCCAUAUUGUUCAUUUAGAUCUAAAGCCAGCUAAUGUUAUGAUCACAUUUGAAGGUAAUUUAAGAUUGGGUGAUUUUGGUAUGGCAACACAUUUACCUUUGGAAGAUAAAAGUUUUGAAAAUGAAGGUGAUGUUGAAUACAUUGCACCAGAAAUAAUAUCUGAUAGCAUUUAUGAUUAUAGAGCAGAUAUUUUCUCUCUUGGUUUACUAAUUGUAGAAAUUGCAGCUAACGUCGUCUUGCCAGAUAAUGGUAACGCGUGGCAUAAACUAAGAUCUGGUGAUUUAUCAGAUGCGGGAAGAUUGAGUUCCACUGAUAUUCAUUCAACUUCAUUAUUCUCGAAUCGAUCAAAAAUUGAUACAACUUCUUCAGAAUUAUCAACAUUUAUGUCAAAAUACACGAAGUCGCAUGAUAAUCAUCUUUUAGCAGAGACUGUUACAUCAAAAAUCCCACCCUGGGUUCCUCAUUUUUUAAUAUAUGGUGAAUCACUGGAAAAAAUUGUUAAAUGGAUGAUUGAACCGAACUAUAAAUUGAGGCCAACUGCAGAUCAGAUAUUACAAACUGAAGAAUGUAUUUAUGUUGAGAUGACAAGAAAAGCAGGAGCAGUCAUACAAGAAGAUGACUAUGGACCAAAACCAAACUUCUUUUAUCAAGAUAAUAAUUAUUGA
Messenger RNA from Tetrapisispora phaffii CBS 4417, 2649 nucleotides. It is a transcript of the gene SWE1, whose product is annotated as tyrosine protein kinase SWE1. NCBI's taxonomy places the organism in Eukaryota, Fungi, Ascomycota, Saccharomycetes, Saccharomycetales, Saccharomycetaceae. The transcript has a single exon. Gene Ontology annotation, molecular function: ATP binding; protein kinase activity. Bases 1 to 2649 code for a protein of 882 amino acids. The record is from RefSeq and is a predicted model, not a curated record. Gene Ontology annotation, biological process: protein phosphorylation.